UCGCGGCGCGCCCCCGCGGCGCGGCCCCGCUCGGGAGCGCGCUCCUGCCGCCCGCCCGUGCCCGUGCCCGCGCCCGCCGCCGCCGCAGCGCCGCUCCCUGCAGCGGGGAGCGUGGGGGGGAGGCCGGCGGCCGCCCGCUGCCACCGCCCCGAGCCCGGAGCCCGGAGCCCGGAGCCCCGCAGGCGCCUCAGGCCGCGCCGCCCCCCCGCAGAAAAUGAUGCACCCUGUCGCCAGCGGUAAUGCAGCUUUCUGUGGGACCGGCAAGAGCUCUUGCCUUAACGAAGACACCGUGAGGUCUGCCGAUCAGUUUGACUUGUACGCCACGCAGCAAAGCAAAUACGGCCACGCAGUCAGCCACAAACCGAUUGCAUGCCAGAGACAAGACCCGUUGAAUGAAUCACACCUGCAGACCACGAGCGGCAGGAAUAUAGAGACAAAAGACGAACUAAAGAAAAAGAAAAACCUCAACCGAUCCGGGAAACGUGGAAGGCCAUCAGGGACCACAAAAUCAGCAGGGUACCGAACCAGCACGGGUCGACCCCUGGGGACCACCAAAGCAGCUGGAUUUAAGACAAGUCCAGGCAGACCCUUGGGUACAACUAAAGCAGCAGGAUACAAAGUCAGCCCAGGCAGACCUCCAGGUAGCAUUAAAGCUCUAUCACGGCUUGCAAAUCUAAGUUAUACUUGUGGCAGUGCAGCUUUUCCCUAUCCUAUGGUGCAUAACAGAGGCUUACAUGCUGCUGGUGAAACUAGUGGCAAACUCAAACAGCCUAAUGAAUGAAAGGAAGGAAUUAGUAACUCCUUACUAAUCUGCUUUACUUUGGAUUUUGGCAUGUUUCUUGCAUUUUAUUGUAGCAUUUGCAUACGUUUGAGUUUCUAGAUUUUCUUCUUAUUCAAAUAAUGCCAUAGUGUAUGGGUGCAGUUCAGUAACUUUUAAAGCAAUGUUGAGAGGGCACUGGCAUAAAGGGUUUUUUGUUGUUUUUAAACCAUAAUUUAUUAGCAAGUCUCAACUGAUGCAUAUACCAUGGUGUCUCUGAGUAAUAUUCGUGUUCCUAGUUUUACAUUCAGUUUCUGGUAAAUCUAGUUUUGUGAUUAUGCGUUAAGUAAUUGAAAUGAGGAGGAUAGAAUUAGCUGGCUGUUGGCUCGUGAUGUGGCCUAUCUCACAAUAAGGAACUCAUCCAGAUGAGUUCUUACUUGAUAAAGAAAAUGCUUGGAACUGUUUAACUAGUAACAACUGCAAAAUUCUGAGUUCCUGUGUGUUUUUUAAAAGGAAGGAAUAGAAAGCAAACUAUGUUUUCCACUCCUGCAGGAGCUUCUACAGACCUCGAACAGAUACUUAUAAAACUUAUAAAAAAAAAAACAGACCAAAAAACAACCUUUUUUUUCAGUGUUGAUUUCAGGUGGCUUUUGUUUCUGGAGUUGUAGCAUUUAGUUGAUUUCAACUAAUGUUCCAAAAAUGUUUUUGAAAAGAUUAAAGAAAGCUGAAAGUUUGUGCAGCGCAUUACAGCUUCACAGCGCCUUAUUAAUACAAGCUCGUUUGCCUUUAGGUGAUAGCUGUUCUUUUUGUUAUGCUGAUACAUGAUUCUGCUAUGUAAUUUUGAAAUGCCUGAUAGUACAUACACCAAACCACAAAUAAUUCUUUAAAAUUUGAAAUAUUUUGUAAGAAAUUAAGUACUGUUCAUUCCAGUUACGCACUCGGUUAAUAUUAAACAGUACAUUCUUAAUCUGUAAAUAGCUAUUUACACUGUUUUUUGCCUUUAAAAUCUGUGCUUAGGUGGCGACAGUUUAAUAGCUUUUAAAGUAUUAAUCUAUAAUGUUUACAAAUUAAACUUUUUAAAUAGACACUGUUGCCAAGUUUUCAGACUUAGUUUUGCCAGAUAUUCCUGGAAAUACAGAUAUUUCAUUGUUUGACACUUAUACUAUAUUUAAGUUAUGGAAGGUUAUAUAUCUACCAAAGGACACCAUUUUCAUGAUUUAUAAAAGCAAACUGUAUAGCUGAUGCAAACAGGAUGCAGUUUACUGCACUGCUAGACCCCAGAUAUAAAGUACUUCAUAGGAAUUCAUCUAUGCAUGCAAGCUGAAAAAAAAUGUUGUUGGUUGACUAUAAAUACCUUUCUUGACUCAAACUAAAACCUUCCCUCCUUCCAAAAGAAAUGUUCCAUUUUUCAACUGGGUGUGUUUAAUUUUUUUUUUUUUUAAGUGUGAGAGAGAGUGUGUGUGUGUGUAACAUGUGCACAUACUUUAAUCUAGACUCAAAAAAAAAAAAAAAAAAAAACAGUCCUCAAUGUUGCAUAUUGUUUGUUCUAAAUUUAUUUUUACUGGAAUUAAAGUGUUUUUUUCACCUGGAAGAAAGUUUAUAUUUAAGUUGUUUGAAGUAAAAUGUGACUUUAUGAUAAAUUUGCAGCUUCAAAUAUCUGGGGUGGGAAUAUAUACAGCUUGGAAAUCUGGGGAGCAGAAGAAAAUGGGUUAAUUAGAGCUUGUGCUGAUUGAGUAAUAGUACUGAUAAUUUUUGUUAAUGUAAUUGCUAUUCUGGCCUGCUGUCAUUUUGAUGAGAACUCUUGAUUUCAGUGAUGACAACUUAAGAAACAGAUGUCAUGUUUCAUACCUUUUUUAUCAGGAAAAAAGCAGCAAGCCUUCAGGUGUUCCAGUGAUGCCUAACACAUAAUGAGCUGGACUUUAUGCUGUACUUUACAAUAGGUGUGUUGAAUUGUUUUUGGGGAACUGUGUAUGCACUGGCAACUAAGACAAUGAACCUCAACUGUACUGGAUGGCUCCUUAGUCGAUACACGAACUAAUGGCAGCUAAACUGCUACUAAAAUGGUUUCUUCAUGCUGAAGCUAUGAAAUCCAGUUACACGUUCUGUUCCUCAACAAACUCGCAAGCCUGAAAUUUAGCAAUCUUUCUCAGAACGAUGUCACUUCUGACACAUGCAAAAUGCUAACGUGAGUUAAUUCACCCUCAGGAUCCGUGCUGUAUUGGCUGUUUUUAAUCAUGAUUUUUCAACAAAAGACUGCUUUAAGUUCUUUCCUGAACUCAGCUGGGAAAGCAGUCCUCUUCAGCUGAAUGUAGUAACUACAGGAGUGUCACACCUCGCUGGCAAGGAACGUGUUGCAUGUCACCACUGUACCUUGGAGAAACUCCACUUCUUACCUCCUUCUGUUUAUCCCGUUUGCUCCUGUUUCAUUUCUCACUUGUGCAUCGACUCAAUGGUGCUGUGCUGUGUGUCAGGAGAUAAUGCAGAUGUAUUGCUGUUCUGCUAGUAUAAUGAAUUUUGUAUUCAAGUAUGCUGAUGAAAUAAUGAAAUCAUCUAAGCAAUUUCUGUUCAUUACAGUGUUUAUUAAUUAUAUCAGAUGAAAUAUAAUCCCGGUAAAAAAGCAAUUAACGUUGUCAAUUGUGAAAUGAUGAGCAUAAAGUAGGAAAGUGUUGGUGGAGUCUUUAAAGGGCUGCUUGGCACCCAAGCUUUAGCAAGGAGACCAGCAGUGUGCUGCUGGGCAUUGCCCAAUUCUGGUUUAUUUUACAUCUGACCAUAGCUUACUGGUGCCAUGCUGAGAGGGGAUGAAAAAAAAGAAGUAAGAGAUUCAAAGUGAAAAAGGAAUGGAAUUUUCAAAUACUUCUGCUUUGCCUAUGUAUAAUCUAGAGAAUACAUUGUGCUUUUUUUAAAAAAACAUUCUUCUUUCCACGAUAAACACUGAAGCAGCAUGUUAAUGCCUAAACUUUAUUAGUACCAGUGGGAAAACUGGCCUUUUCCCCCAUAGUAUGAAAACAUAACUUGUAAGGUAAAUUGCUUAUUUUAUAUGAUAUAUCAUAAUUCAGCUAUUCAUAAGCUAGGAUCACCGUUGUGUGUUAACACUGUUCAGAAGAUCGACAUGUCAAGUUUGUUUUUUAAUAAUUUCUUUUAAUUAUCAAGUUCCUAACGUCUUAUUUAUACAUAAAGGAAAUGUAUUCGCUUGCUAUUAUUCCUUACUGAUGCUAUACAAGUUCACUGUUUAAUAUACAUAUAGUAACUACUAUUCAGUUUCUGAUUAAAUUUACUUAAACUUAAACCAAAUAAUUUUGCUACUAUAAAGUCUUGCACUGGACAUAUUCAAGAUGCUAGCACCAUAUUUUGGCAGAAAUAAAACAGAUACCAUCAGAAGUGGCUAACUUUGAUAUUAAAUAUAGUAUUUUUAAAAUCAGCUGUUAGCCUUGUCACUAAGGCAAUGUUCUUUAUAUCUUGGAUUUAGUUUAGACUAUUCAGAAUAACUAUGUAUCGAGAGCCAUUAAAGAUCUCUGUUCCGAAUGAAUAUAUUUUCAUUUCGUCUGAAAGAACUUAAGAGUCAGGACAAAACCAAGCCUUGUCGGUGAAAAGUGAUGUGAAAAGAAUUACUUGGAACUACAAUACACAGAGUAAUUCAGAUGUGAAUUGAACUCCCUCCCCCAUUUUCGAAGAGCUUUAAAAGGCAGAGAGCAAUGUGAAGUCAUUUGUCUGAUGGCUUCAUUAGCUGUGACUCUGCCGUUCUUUGUUGUGUGUAUAAUAACGUUUCAUGCUAUCCCUAGAGUUGACAGUUAAAACAAUUGAUAAUAAUCGUAAAUACUUUGAACUGCAAACUUAAUUUCUGACCACAAAAGAAGUUUAUUCUUCUCUAUUUUAAUGCAUAUAUUUUAACACUGCUUAAAUAUAUUUAUGACUUUAGUAGAGACUAGACCUUUCUCCUUGUGAUUUUUUUUUUCCAAAUAGAUAAGUCUGUAUUCUGAAGUUUGAACCACUUUAUGAUAUUUUAAUCUUUCAUCAUUUGCUUUUCCACAGGUUUACUUUGGGGGAAACAGUAAUCUGUUAAAUAACUAGUAUCAGCACCCUGUCCUCUGCUGUAAAAAGCCUGAUUAGAUACUGUGUAUGUUUUUAUGUCCAUGAACUUGAGCUACUCGUGUGCAAUUAUGUGUAUGGGAAUGGAGUAGUGUUCAUGAUCUGUAUUUACAUCAUCAUAUGGAUGUAUAUUUAUUAAUAAAGUUAAUACUUUAAAACCUAA
Messenger RNA from Anas platyrhynchos (mallard), 5006 nucleotides. It is a transcript of the gene C14H5orf24, whose product is annotated as chromosome 14 C5orf24 homolog. The record is from RefSeq and is a predicted model, not a curated record. NCBI's taxonomy places the organism in Eukaryota, Metazoa, Chordata, Aves, Anseriformes, Anatidae.